AUGGAGGAAUACGAGGAAGUGUAUGAGUACGAGGAAGAGUAUGCCGACGAGGCCAUCACCCCCGAGGAUUGCUGGACAGUCAUCUCUUCAUAUUUCGACACCAAGGGCCUAGUCUCCCAACAGAUUGAUUCGUUCAACGAUUUCCAGGAAACGACGAUUCAGGAGCUUAUUGACGAGUACUCGACAAUUAGUCUUGAUCAGAACAAUCCUUCCGAUUCGACACCGGAACGCAACAUUGUUCUUCGCCGAUAUGAGCUGAAGUUGGGCCACAUCACUGUAUCCAGACCUAUCAUCACUGAGGGUGAUGGCUUGUCCACCCCCCUCCUUCCCUACGAAUGCCGCGACCGAAACCUCACAUAUUCGAGUCCCCUGUACGUUAAGAUUGACUACAAGCGAUCAGUAUGCGUCGAGCAGCCCGUCCCGUUGCAUGAAAUGGACGAUGAUCAGCAGGCAGAAUAUGCGAGGACCCAGGAACAACCCACGCGUCUGGUUUGGGAGGAAGAGAUUGUGUCUCAACCCGUCGACGAUAGAAGAAAUAACGAUAGGAACAAGGACAACCCAGAUAUGGUCUUCAUUGGCAAGAUUCCUGUCAUGGUCAAGUCCAGGGCUUGCCAUCUGAGUCGCGAGACUGAAGACGACCUGUUCGUGCUGAAUGAGUGUCCCUACGACCAAGGUGGUUACUUCAUUAUCAAUGGAAGUGAGAAGGUCCUCAUCGCCCAGGAGCGUUCUGCAGCAAACAUCGUUCAGGUCUUCAAGAAAGCCCAACCCAGUCCAUUCUCCUACACAGCUGAGAUUCGAAGCGCUUUGGAGAAGGGCUCCCGUCUCAUUUCAUCACUGAUGCUUAAGCUUUACACUAAGGGAGACUCAUCGCGAGGAGGCUACGGCCAGACCAUCCACACGACCUUGCCAUACGUCAAGUCUGACUUGCCUAUUGCCAUCGUCUUCCGAGCACUUGGCGUUGUGUCCGACGAGGACAUUCUCAACCAGAUUUGCUACGACCGCAAUGACAGUCAGAUGCUUGAGAUGCUCCGACCGUGUAUCGAGGAAGCGUUCUGCAUUCAAGAUCGCGAGGUGGCUCUUGAUUACAUCGGUAAGCGUGGCAACCAGACGACAGGUAUGACUCGAGACCGCCGUGUGAGGGCUGCCAGGGACAUCCUCCAGAAGGAAAUGUUGCCACACAUCUCUCAAGGCGAGGGUUGCGAGACCCGAAAGGCUUUCUUUUUGGGUUAUAUGGUCCACAAGCUUCUGCAGUGUGCACUAGGUCGACGUGACACCGAUGACCGUGACCACUUUGGCAAAAAGCGUCUCGAUCUUGCUGGCCCGCUGCUGGCGAAGCUCUUCCGCAACAUUGUCCGUCGCCUCACUCAGGAGAUUACUAUGACUUUGAAGCGUUGUGUUGAGCAGGAUAAAGAUUUCCAAGUGCAAUUCGGCAUCAAGGCGGGCAUCGUCACCAACGGUCUUAAAUACUCCCUUGCCACCGGAAACUGGGGUGAUCAAAAGAAGGCCAUGAGCUCCACAGCCGGUGUUUCCCAGGUGCUGAACAGAUACACAUUCUCCUCGACCCUUUCACAUUUGCGACGAACAAACACUCCUGUCGGCCGAGACGGAAAGCUCGCCAAGCCACGGCAGCUUCACAACACGCACUGGGGUCUUGUCUGUCCUGCAGAGACGCCGGAGGGUCAAGCUUGUGGUCUGGUGAAGAAUUUGUCCUUAAUGUGCUCUAUCAGCGUGGGGACGUCUACUGAACCUAUUAUCGAUUAUAUGAUCACCCGAAACAUGGAAGUCCUGGAGGAGUACGAUGCAACGCGCUACCCCAAUGCCACCAAGAUAUUCCUCAAUGGUUCGUGGAUUGGUGUCCACCAGGAUCCCAAGUCACUUGUGAAGGAUGUCCAGCAACUUCGCCGCACCAACCAGAUUCCUGCUGAGGUUUCUCUGGUCCGAGAUAUUCGUGAUCGAGAGUUCAAGAUCUUCUCGGACGCAGGCAGAGUCAUGCGUCCAUUGUUUGUUGUCGACCAAGGAGACGAGGACGAGGAGAACAGGGGAAAGCUGAUUCUGACCAAAGAGAAGGUCGUUAGACUAGAGCAAGAUGCCUACGUUGAGGCCGAAAGCGGUGAGUUCUACGGCUGGAAUGGCCUGGUGAACGAUGGUGUCAUCGAGUAUCUUGAUGCCGAAGAAGAGGAGACUGCAAUGAUCUGCAUGACACCUGAGGACCUCGAAAUCUACCGACGGGUCAAGAAAGGUGGUUCUCAGGUGCAAGAUUUCGGAGACGACUUGAACCAACGUGUCAAGACGAAGAUCAACCCAACGACGCAUGCAUAUACUCACUGCGAGAUCCACCCAAGUAUGAUUCUUGGUAUUUGUGCCAGCAUCAUUCCUUUUCCCGAUCAUAACCAGUCCCCUCGUAACACUUACCAAUCUGCCAUGGGCAAGCAAGCCAUGGGUUUCUUCCUUACCAAUUACUCUCGUCGCAUGGAUACCAUGGCCAACAUCCUUUAUUACCCUCAGAAGCCUCUGGGCACCACCCGCUCCAUGGAAUUCUUGAAGUUUCGAGAGCUUCCUGCCGGGCAGAACGCCAUCGUUGCCAUCGCCUGCUACUCGGGAUACAACCAAGAAGAUUCGGUUAUCAUGAACCAGAGUAGUAUUGAUCGAGGUCUCUUCCGAAGCUUGUUUUUCCGAUCAUACAGCGAUUGCGAGAAACGUGUUGGUAUCAACACAAUUGAGCAGUUCGAGAAGCCUUUCCGCAGUGACACGCUAAGACUGAAGCAAGGCACGUACGACAAGCUCGAUGAUGACGGUAUCAUUGCUCCUGGCAUAAGAGUCUCGGGUGAGGACAUCAUCAUUGGCAAGACGUCGCCCAUCAACCCUGAAAACGAGGAGAUGGGACAGCGGACUAAGGCGCAUGUUAAGCGGGAUGCAUCGACUCCCCUGCGCAGUACUGAGAGUGGAAUUAUCGACUCCGUGGUGAUGACAACCAAUGCCGAUGGCCUACGCUAUGUCAAGGUACGAGUACGAACGACCAAAAUCCCCCAGAUUGGUGACAAGUUCGCAUCUCGUCACGGACAAAAGGGAACCAUUGGUGUCACUUACCGUACGGAAGACAUGCCGUUCACCCGUGAAGGCUUGGUACCUGACAUUAUCAUCAACCCUCACGCCAUUCCGUCUCGUAUGACCAUUGCUCAUUUAAUUGAGUGUCUGCUGUCCAAGGUUGCAACACUGAAGGGCAUGGAGGGCGACGCUACACCAUUCACCGAUGUUACCGUCGACUCUGUUUCGAACCUAUUGCGUGAGCAUGGGUACCAGUCCCGUGGUUUCGAGAUCAUGUAUCACGGCCACACUGGACGAAAGAUGCGAGCCCAGGUCUUCUUUGGACCCACCUACUACCAGCGUCUGCGUCACAUGGUCGACGACAAGAUCCACGCCAGAGCCCGUGGUCCGGUACAGAUAAUGACACGCCAGCCUGUCGAGGGUCGUGCCAGAGAUGGUGGCUUGCGUUUCGGAGAAAUGGAGCGUGAUUGCAUGAUCGCUCACGGUGCCGCGGCAUUCUUGAAGGAGCGUUUGUUCGAGGUGUCGGACGCAUUCAGAGUCCACGUCUGCGAGAUCUGUGGUCUUAUGACUCCUAUUGCUCACCUCGCCAACCAGACCUUCGAAUGCCGACCUUGCAAGAACAAGACGAAGAUCGCACAGAUCCAGAUUCCAUAUGCUGCAAAGCUUCUAUUCCAGGAGCUCCAAAGCAUGAAUAUUGCCAGCAGGAUGUUCACGGAUCGAUCUGGCGUGUCUCUUCGUUAG
Molecule: messenger RNA, 3786 nt
Organism: Pseudomassariella vexata
Lineage: Eukaryota; Fungi; Ascomycota; Sordariomycetes; Amphisphaeriales; Pseudomassariaceae
Product: beta subunit of DNA-directed RNA polymerase
Exons: 3
Coding region: 1-3786 (1261 amino acids)
Biological process (GO): DNA-templated transcription
Cellular component (GO): RNA polymerase II, core complex
Molecular function (GO): DNA binding; DNA-directed RNA polymerase activity; ribonucleoside binding
Source: RefSeq, a predicted model, not a curated record